CAGCCAGUAGAGUUCGUAGCGUUCGUAGAGUCGACAUAGUAAACAACAUGGCGCCGAAGGCGAGGUUUCAAGACGGGGAGAAAGUUCUGUGCUUCCACGGUCCACUGCUCUACGAGGCCAAGUGCAUCAAGGCCCAGGUGAAGGAUAAGCAAACCAAGUACUUCAUUCACUACAGCGGAUGGAACAAGAAUUGGGACGAAUGGGUGCCUGAAAGCAGAGUGCUCAAAUUCAAUGAUGUGAACCUUCAGAAGCAGAAGGAACUUGAAAAAGCGCACCUGUCCUCAGCCUCGCAAUCGCACUCUGCCCCAAAAAACAAGAAAAAUAAGGCAGUGAAACCUAAAAAGGAAGCAGAAAAGGAGCGAUCGUCGACUCCCUCCCAGGAGAAGCCCCAGAAACAGAAGGCAGCAGCAAGUGGAACGACGGGCACAUCGACUCAAUCGACCCCCGCUUCGAGCCAGACCCAAGAAACGGGGACCGAAAGCCACCGGAAAAAACGCAGCCGGCUCGACCCACACGUAGAGUCCGAAGAGGCCUUCCUCUCGAGGGUAGAGAUCAAAGUCCGCAUUCCGGAUGAGCUCAAGCCGUGGCUCGUCGACGACUGGGACCUAAUAACACGCCAGAAGAAGCUGGUGCAGUUACCGUGCAAUGUCACCGUGGACCACAUCCUUGCCGAUUACGUCAAACAAAAGACUUCUGUCAAAGGCAUCUCUUCUAACAAGGAAAGUGCUGUGAUUGAAGUGACUAAUGGCCUGAAAGAGUACUUCAAUGUGAUGCUGGGGAGCCAACUCCUUUACAAGUUUGAAAGGCCCCAGUAUGCAGAUGUCCUGAACGAACGCCCAGAAACCCCAAUGUCACAGAUCUACGGCGCAAUCCAUCUGCUAAGGCUCUUUGUAAAGCUGGGCAGCAUGCUUGCCUACACCCCCCUGGACGAGAAGAGCACUCAGCUUCUCUUGAACCACAUUCACGACUUCCUCAAGUACAUGGCACGGAACUCCCAACUCUUCAGUCUCAGUGACUACUCUGUUGCGCCCCCAGACUAUCAACGAAAAGCCAUCUAGGCGACGGCGCAUUUAGGACGUGGCACAACCAACGUUUUAGAUACCACGUAAAAUGCAGGUGACCGUACCCUGCAGAUUACCGGUUGUGCGAGCUAACUGAGAAAAUGCGGCUGUCGCCUCGACCAUUCCCACAUCAUUUAGGCAGGCUUCAACCCGUAAGGGGUAGACGCCAUUUCCGACAGAUCUCGAAACGUUUGCCCCGCAAUUUCUGUAAGCUUUCUGUCGAAAUUUAUUUUCAGUGUAGAGUUGUGCAGAUUCGCACAUCCGAAAAAAUAGAUUGUGCUAUAGUGAAAGCAUUUGAAAAAGCUGGGUUAAGUCAAAGAAAAAAAAAGUUGAGUGAGACCACCUUUUUUUCUUCUUUUUGGUCAUUGGGGUGACGAUGUUGUGUGGUAAUUUUUUCGUAGGACCUUUUUGAAUGAACAACUGAAUGUGGAUGGUGACUCUGAGUUUCGACUGUACAUGUGUUGGACAGUAUGUAAUAAAAGGAAAUCCUUUUGUA
This is a messenger RNA of Ixodes scapularis (black-legged tick), 1557 nucleotides long. RefSeq names its product mortality factor 4-like protein 1. The coding region runs from base 48 to 1058 and encodes 336 amino acids. Gene Ontology annotation, cellular component: nucleus; NuA4 histone acetyltransferase complex. Lineage: Eukaryota; Metazoa; Arthropoda; Arachnida; Ixodida; Ixodidae. Gene Ontology annotation, biological process: chromatin organization; regulation of DNA-templated transcription. The transcript is spliced from 13 exons. The record is from RefSeq and is a predicted model, not a curated record.